AUUCAACCAUUCCUUUCUCUCUACUGAGAAACUCAGUUAUGGCGCCAUCUUUGCUUCAUUUGAAGACUGCAGCUGUUGCCGUGGCGUCUGUUAAAGCUGCUGAACAUGACAACAUUACUAGAGUUCAACUCCCGGACAAGACAAGGAACUCUCGGGUCCUUGUCCUUGGCGGAACUGGUCGCGUUGGAGGGUCUACAGCCACCGCUCUUUCCAAGCUUUGCCCUGAUCUUCGAAUUGUCGUCGGCGGUAGGAACAGGGAAAAGGGGGCUGCCAUGGUGGCUACACUAGGAAAUAAUGCUGAAUUUGCAGAAGUCAACAUUGACAACAAAGAUUCAUUGGAAGCAGCUUUAAGUGAUGUGGAUCUUGUAGUUCAUGCUGCAGGACCUUUUCAGCAGGCACAGAAGUGCACUGUCUUGGAAGCAGCCCUAGAGACCAAGACUGCAUAUCUUGAUGUUUGUGAUGAUACAAGCUACGCUUUUCGUGCAAAAUCAUUCAAGGAUAUAGCAGUAGAGGCAAAUAUUCCAGCCAUAACUACUGGUGGAAUCUAUCCUGGAGUGAGCAAUGUGAUGGCAGCAGAGCUAGUUCGUGCUGCAAGAAGUGAAAGUAAGGGGGAGCCAGAAAGGCUAAGAUUCUCCUACUACACAGCAGGCAGUGGUGGUGCUGGUCCAACUAUAUUAGCCACCAGUUUUUUACUUCUUGGCGAGGAAGUUGUUGCAUAUAAUAAAGGACAAAAAAUCAAGUUAAAGCCCUUUACUGGAAUGCUCAAUGUGGACUUUGGAAAAGGAAUUGGGAAGAGAGAUGUUUAUUUGUUGAAUUUACCUGAGGUACGAAGUGCUCAUGAGGUCCUAGAAGUACCAACUGUCAGUGCUCGAUUUGGAACUGCACCAUUCUUCUGGAAUUGGGGAAUGGAAGCAAUGACAAAGCUUCUUCCUGCAGAAUUUCUGAGAGAUAGAAGCAAAGUCCAACAGUUGGUUCAAUUGUUUGAUCCACUAGUCCGAGCUGUUGAUGGGAUCGCUGGUGAGCGUGUGUCAAUGAGGGUUGAUUUGGAAUGCUCAGAUGGUCGCAAUACACUUGCUUUGUUUAGUCACAGGAGACUCCCUGUAUUGGUGGGAACUGCCACAGCUGCUUUCGCCCUAGCAAUUCUUGAAGGAAGCACACAGCCUGGUGUUUGGUUUCCAGAAGAGCCUGAAGGAAUUGCAAUUGAGGCUAGAGAAGUUCUACUCAAGCGUGCUGCACAAGGAACAAUUAGCUUUGUGAUGAAUAAGCCACCCUGGAUGGUAGAAACAGAUCCAAAAGAGCUUGGAUUAGGAAUAUAUGUAUGAGAAUGCUGAAAACGAAGUUGCAUUGUAGGCCAUUUUUCCUGCUUCAGCUUCCCCACAAUGCUGCAGAGGUAGCUAGUCACCAUUUUUGGUAUGAAUAACUUGUUCAUCGUUGUGACUGAGCUUUAUUUAUCAUGUCAGAUGCUCUGGCAAUGGUUUUGAAAAGGAAAGCAAAUGCAAUUGUCUGGAGCUUGAUUUUUUAUUUUUGUAAUGAAAUUUGUAUCCUUUGAACCAUUUACAAAUUGGUCAUUCAAAGAAUAUAUAGUUGAAUCUUCAGUA
Molecule: messenger RNA, 1598 nt
Organism: Theobroma umbraticum
Lineage: Eukaryota; Viridiplantae; Streptophyta; Magnoliopsida; Malvales; Malvaceae
Product: Saccharopine dehydrogenase
Source: RefSeq, a predicted model, not a curated record